AUGUCCACUGAACGCCAAGCCGAACCCACUCCCUCUCAGGGUGACGAGGUCCAAGACGAGUUCUCUCGAAUCUCCGAGGAAACUUUCCAAAUCACGGAGGACUUCAUGAGUCAACUUGAGACCAACAUAACAAAUGACCUCAAGGGUUACGAGUCCUACUUCGAAAAUGCCAAAGAUUCUAUCUAUGAUGAGGUAGAGAAGGAAAAAUUGCUCGAAGGAAGCGAGAGGGGAGAACGGGGGGCUUGA
Molecule: messenger RNA, 246 nt
Organism: Cryptococcus wingfieldii CBS 7118
Lineage: Eukaryota; Fungi; Basidiomycota; Tremellomycetes; Tremellales; Cryptococcaceae
Exons: 2
Coding region: 1-246 (81 amino acids)
Source: RefSeq, a predicted model, not a curated record